Diabrotica virgifera virgifera (western corn rootworm) is the source of this 3100-nucleotide messenger RNA. RefSeq lists its product as uncharacterized. Gene Ontology annotation, cellular component: extracellular region. The record is from RefSeq and is a predicted model, not a curated record. Bases 118 to 3099 code for a protein of 993 amino acids. The transcript is spliced from 16 exons. Gene Ontology annotation, molecular function: chitin binding; chitinase activity; serine-type endopeptidase activity. Gene Ontology annotation, biological process: proteolysis; carbohydrate metabolic process; chitin catabolic process. NCBI's taxonomy places the organism in Eukaryota, Metazoa, Arthropoda, Insecta, Coleoptera, Chrysomelidae.
UAUUUUCAUCGGGAAUUCCCAAUGAACGACUUGCAAAAUUCCAAAUUGCUUUACAUUUAUUUAGUUAUACACACGUGCUCUUGGUGACUUGGUGACUAUGUGAUUGUGAUAAAUAUUAUGGUUGUUAAGGGUGUUGUAUUGUGUUUAUGGUUUGUUUUUUUAGGUAUAACUACUGCAACAUUAGAAAGUUUUCCCAAUACUACAAGGUCUACCAUCAGAAAGCGGCGGCAAAGCAGUUUGGAAUGUACUCUUCCGCCACAAUUGGAGAAUGGAAGGUGGCUAGUAACUGAAGCGGAUGUUAAACCAGGUGAUAAAGUAGACUUUAACUCAAUAAUAAGAUUAGAAUGUCAUGAAGGUUACCAAUUAUACCCUGAUAUUCGUUUACAAAUUUGUGAUAGCUACUGGAAUGAAAACAAUUUGCCAACUUGCAAAAAAAGAUGCCCCCCAUUUUAUUCAACGGCAACUACCACGUUAACAUGUAAAGAUAUAAAUAACGAAGCAGUCCCUUGUGAUAAAGCCGUUAAUGGUACCUAUUUAACUUAUAAUUGCAACGAUUAUCAUGAAAUACCACCAGGAGGUAGUAAUAUUCUCUACUGUGACGACGGUGUAUGGGACUUUCAGAAACCUAUAUGUCAACCAAUUUGCGGAAAAAAAGUUAAAGUGGGAGAAGCAACUGCAUUACUUUGGGGUGGCAGACAAGCUAAUGAUUAUGAAUUCCCCUGGGUUAUAGCGGUAUUUAAAAUCUCAGGAACAGGUUUCGAGAAUAUAUGUGGGGGAACGUUAAUAAGCAGAAAAGUUGUUAUAACUGCUGCUCACUGUGUUACUGAUACUUAUGGUAAUGCUCUGGACCAAAACAAAUUUCAAGUUGCUGCUGGAAAAGUUUACAAUGCCUUCGGAGAUAAACGAGAUGUACAUGCACAGUAUAGAAAGAUAUCAAAAGUAAUUGUUAAUGAUGGAUAUAGGGGGGAAACUCAAAAAUACAUUGCUGAUGUGGCUUUACUCAUUACCCAAGAGCUUUUUAAACUUGACCCAAUCGUUCAGCCAAUAUGUAUGGAUAAUAUGAAUAGCGUACAUUUAACUAAUUAUCAAAUAGGAGAGGUAGCUGGUUGGGGCCUUACUGAAGAAGAAGAGCCCUCAGAAAUCCUUAAAGCAAUAAGAAUACCAUACAAAGAUAGUGCCACAUGUGCUAAAGAGCUACCACCAAGUUGGGAGGAAGUGUAUAAUAUAUUUGAUAAAAUUUGUGCUGGUCGUCAGAAUGAAAAUAUUGCGGUCUGUAAAGGAGACAGCGGGAGCGGUCUUGUUUUUAAAAAUCGAGAAGACAAUAGAUACUACCUCCAAGGAAUAGUAAGUAUAGCACCAACUUUACAGAAUUCUCAAUGUAAUUACCAAACGAACGCCUUAUACACCAGUGUCCAAUUCUACUACUCUUUUAUAACAAGAGAAAUGUCUAAAUAUUUCAUAGAGGACUGCAUACUUCCACCCUAUCCAAAAAAUGGAAAAUGGUUUCUAGAAGGUGGCGUAGAAAAAAAGCCCGGUGAUAUUGUAUUGUCCAGCACGAUCUUACGAUUUUCAUGUAAUACGCGAUAUAUAUUGUCUACUAUUUCAGCAUAUAAUGACUGUCAAAGUUAUUACAGUCAUCCAACAUGUUUAAGAAUAUGUCCUAAACCUUUAUUACCGAGUGGAACACAAAUGCUCUGUAAAAACUCUAAGAAUCAAUAUAUAGACUGUACAGAUAUUGCUGAUGGUAGCAGUAUAACGUUUACAUGUCCAAACGGUUUUGUAUCCGACAGAGGCACAUCUACUAGUACCAGAUUUUGUCGAAAUGGAGUAUAUGGUAAUUCUGCACCUUCUUGUAUAGAUAUAAAACAAAAGCCAGUGCAUGUUUCUAAUACAUCAGACAAAUCUAAGAAAACAACAAAACAUACAACAGCGACAACGGCGACGACUACAAGUAUGAUUACUACACCAAAUCCCUCAAUUACAUUAGAGAAGUCAGUUACAAGUCAAAUUAUUAACGACGGAAAAAAAGUGAUAUGUUAUUACUCUGGAUGGACGGCAUAUAAUGGCUCAUAUCCAGAAGAAGUUGAGCCUAGAUUGUGCACUCAUAUAGUUUACGAAUAUAUUGGCAUUCAUCAAAACGGAGAGUUGGAUCUGGAGGGAAAAGGACCAGAUUUACAUAAACUGACGAUGGAUUUAAAAAAUAAAAACAAAGAUUUAAAAGUGAUGAUCAGCGUUGGUGGCAGCAGAAUUAGUUACACACUGCUUAGAACGCUCUUCACAGAUAGUGAAAGAAAAGAAUCUUUUCUGUAUAGUACCGUAGAAAUGAUACAAGCCUACAGUUUUGAUGGAUUGGAUGUUUCCUGGAUGUUCCCAAAACCCAGUGACAAGGAUAGAUAUAUUAGCCUGUUGGACCAAAUUAAACGUAUUUUUAAACAUUAUGGAUGGCUACUGAGUGUUACUGUAUAUCCUAAAUUGGAAGACACUGGAUACGAUCCUCUAAAAAUGGAUAGCAUAGUAGACUGGGUAACUAUUAAGACCCUUGAUGUAUAUAAUACUUUGUUUUUCAAAGUUAAGGACAUCCAACUUUACACUGGCUACGAUUGGAAGAAAGAAGAUUUAAAUUUAAAUAGAGAAACAGUUAUCAGAAACUGGCUUGAUGCAGGUCUAUCUAAAAAUAAGUUAAUUAUGGGAAUUGAGUUGUAUCCGAUCAAAUUUACAUAUAUGAACGCCAAUAACACAAAAGAAAAACCCAAAGUAGUCAUACAUGGAUACGAUGAGAAGCGGUGCCCAGAUUACCGACUACUUCAGAUUAACUGGGCUAUUAAAAGGGAUAAUAAUACAGAAAACGAUUAUGUAUAUGGACAUCACCUUAACGUAUGGGUUGGUUGGAACGACGCAGAUUAUAUUUUUUCGAAAGGCCGCUAUGCAAAGGAUAAAAGAUUGGGUGGUUUGGCUGUUUUUAAUAUAGAACAAGAUGAUUACAAAGGAGUCUGUGGAGCAAAAUUAGUUCUAUUGAAGGGGUUACUUAAUGGUUUCGGGUUUUCGGAUAGUUCGUUUAUUAGAAAAAAAACGUAUUUAAAUAAAUUUAUUGGUACAUAGA